Messenger RNA from Ooceraea biroi (clonal raider ant), 3136 nucleotides. RefSeq names its product putative mediator of RNA polymerase II transcription subunit 26. NCBI's taxonomy places the organism in Eukaryota, Metazoa, Arthropoda, Insecta, Hymenoptera, Formicidae. The record is from RefSeq and is a predicted model, not a curated record.
UUUUAUAUUAUAAAUUAUUAAGUUUACAUUUUUUAUUAAUCUAGAUAUUGAAAUAUCAAAAGCCAUAUUUGAUAUUAUUUUUACUUUAGUGAUUUAAAGUUUCUUGAUCUUGUUUUAGUUUUAUAAAUAUUCAUAACUAUAAUAUCCUUAUUUAACAGCAUGCAACUCUUAAAAGUUUUAAUAAUUUAAGCAUAGUUAUGUUGAAGAGAAAAAAAAUCGGAUGAGACAUUUCUGUAAUAUUUUUCGGUGUUGCAAUAAUGUGUGCCAUACAUGAAUAUUAAAAUUUACAUAAAUAAUUAUUAAAUUAUUUUUAAUAAUUAUUUUCAUAGAUUUACAUAAAUAAUUAUUUACAUAAAAAAAUUUACAUAAAUAAUUAUUGAAUUUUAAUAGUGAAUAAAAUUUACAUAAAUAAAUAUUUUUCAUACACUUAUCUCAGUUCUUUAAAUUUGUUCGGUAAAAUUACAUUAAUAAAUUAUUAUUCAUAAAGUAAAUGUAUUUAUCGCAGUUCGUAAUUUAAUUUCGUUACUAUUGGUAUUUCGAAGCGGCUACUGUUAUUUGACGAAGUAACAGACCCGGUUUUAGUUUCCGAUGAUACGUUCGCUCGUUCGGAGUAUAAAUGAAGGACAAUGACCUAAUUGCGUGCAGAACGCGUUGUGCUUCUUCCUCGAUAGUCAAUCAUUGUGAGCGCGCGCGCGCGUGUGUAUGUGUGUAUGUGUGAAUUUGAUUAUUUACAAGCGUAAAAUUGAAUUUUAGUAUUUCUGAUCAAUACGACAGAAACAUUGAAUUACUUCUCCUAACGGAGAGACGGUGUAGUUGUGCAUAUUGCGGUUAACAAAAGUGUAAAUUAUCAUGAAGACAAUUAGUUGGAUCUACUGGCUCUUCUUCGUAUGCAUUUGUCUCUGCGAGGCAAAGAAGAUUAGAAGACCGUUAUCCCCGCCGUAUCCUCCACCUACAAUGAUGUUGAAAAAGUCUCGACCUGUUAGUCACAGAAUAUCCAUGGGAAAUACUGUUCAUAUUGAUAGUAAUAAUCAACUUCAUCAGAGGAUACCUUAUAAAUAUUUCAAUCAGAGAAUUCGACGACCCACGAUGUACAAUGUUCUAUCGAUCAACUGGAAAAAUCAGAUUCCACUUCGGGCGUCCUCUUUGAAUAAGCAUGUAAUUUUGCCACAACGUGUUCCUGCCAAGGAAUUUAAAUCUGUUCAUCAAAUACCGGAAUAUAGACCGGAAUAUAAACCGGAACACAGAUCAGAACUGGUAGUUUUGCCGCAUAUUCAUCAAGCGACUAUCGAUGACGACAAGGGACCCAUUCAUACGAUCCCAGCACCGAAUCUGAGUCCGGCAGAUAAAUUUUAUAAUUCAGCGACUAAUGCGGAAGCAAUUGCGAAUCAUCGUUCACAUUCCAGCGAUCCUAAUCAUCGCACCGCGAUGCAAAAUCCUAUGUUACUCGGCCUUGAAUUAGCCGCAAUUAACAAUGACUUGUCACGAAGAAUAGCGACAAGUUUGGCUUCGCCGCAACAUCAGUAUGAGGUCACAGAAAGCAAUAAUGAUACGGCCUUGAAAGAACGUCAACCCGUUCAAUCAGCAGGUUUGCUUCAGUCUCAGCAGGGUUUAGAUAUAACGGGGCUAUCUUCGACUCUAAUCAAUCCUCAUCAGCAAUUUAACGGACUUUUCGCGAAUCAUCUCGUUAACUCAAAUCCGGGCAUUGCGGAACCGAGUGUAGAAUUUAUUCAGUCGAGCAUACCGAUGCAGACGAAUCUCCAUAGUGCUCUGUACGCUGGAGCUCCUUCCGCAGUUACUCAAAUACCAUAUAUGGAACAGCAGAUUCCGGAUCUUUAUGUGAAUCACCCAACACCGGCGGAAUCACCUCUAUCAGCUGCGCAAUUUUACAAACUUUUAAAUAAUUUUCCACCCCAAUUUGCGGAACAAUAUAUGUCAGAUCAGCAACAGAUUCUGCAGCAACAACUUGGUCAAUCGUAUCAACCACAUGCAAUAACAAGUCAAUCGCAAGUGCAUUCCUUCAAUGAAAAAGUUAACAAAUUACAACAGCAGCAGCAGCAGCAGCAGCAAGAGCAGCAGCAACAACAGAAGACUUUGUUCGAUCAAGAUUAUGUUUCAGGGGAUAUUACAGAGACUUAUAAUCUUGAGUUUCCAGAAAGAAGAAUACAAUCUUUAGUAAACAUACCUGAAACAGCAUUACAAGACAAUAGCAUGCACGCUAAUAAAGAAUUUACAUAUUCCAUAGACGGAAUUGAAAAAUCCGAAAACAAUAUUGAAUAUGAGAACAUAAAUUAUCAGAAAAAUCCGGUAACAUAUUUCGACAGAAUGACUGACGGUAAUGUUAGUCCCACGAAAUUCUACACGAUACUUCCUAAUAGGGAAACCGCUGAAAAAUUAGCCGCAUUGGCUGCUGCCGGUAACGUCAACAGUCGCCUUAUGGGUCAACUUCAAAGACAACAGCACAAAAAUACGCAGAAAGACCUGAUGCCGCUGAAUCACAAAAAUGUCGACGACGACACGAACAAACAGCAAGUCGAUGUUGAUCGACAACAAUAUAGUCAACACGAACCACAUCAUAAAAAUCAGCAGCAGUAUCUUAAGCAGAAUUACAAUGUAAAAGAUGAUGAAAAGUUACCGUUACAGAUUACAGUACUUGACGAUUACAUCGCGAGUGACAACGACCAACAAGAUGCAAGAGAAGACGACAUGGAUAUGGAGUAUGGAUAUGAGAUUGAAGAUGAUGAAAUUCAAGAUCCCUAAUCUAGGUCGCUCGACGCAGAAUAAUAUUUCAUAAGAAUAAUAUUAUAAUAAUUUCAAUAUUGAAUGUGGUAAUCGGUUGUGAUCAAAGAGAUGAAAAUAUCAUCUAGUAUAUUAAUAAUCGAUAAAUACGCACGCGAGUCGAAAGAAAAAUUUCGACAAUAUAAUUUAUAUCGUUAUAUCGUAACGUAAUUUAUUUAAUUAUGUAACUUAUUUAUUUAUUUAUAUUUAAUACAUUUAUAUUCAUUUAUAUUUAUAUCAUAUUUAAAUAUUUAUGUAUAUAUUUGUUGUUGAUAAAAGAUAAACAGAAGAGUCUUUAUUAACUCGUAAAAUUUUAUUCAUUUGUUUAAACAUUAUUUGCAAAAUAUAUACAUAUAUCAAG